AUGGCUGCCUCGACUAUCAUCCCAGCAGUGGAGUACGUGCCCGUGGACACUGAUCUCCAGAAGCUGCACGAGGCUUUCAAGACCUAUCGUGAUCUCCCAGCAGACAUCUAUGGGCUGGCCAUAGCGGUCAGUGUCGUCGACCUUCCGGAAGUGAUCACCUGCAGAGCGACGAAGGCUCAGACAGCGGGUGUCCUUUUCGGAUUCACCGCCCUGAGCGUGAACCUGUGGCUGCAAGGACUAAUCCUGUACUAUGUGAACCACUACAUUGUGCAAGGUGCAGUUCACGAAGCGCAGGAAAACUACGCCGAAUUCCACAGAAAGGUUUUCGAUGAGGAUGGCAAUUUCUUGCAUGAUGUGUGGCAAACCUAUGACACGGACAAGUACGCGGCCCUUUGCAAUAUGGCAGUCAGCAAGCUGUACUUCUCCUGUGGCAUCGUCUUCCUAUGGACCGCACGGAUGCUCGCCGAGGUGAAGCAGUCGCUCCACCUGAUGCACGAUCUUUAUUGCAUUCCUCAGCUGCCACUGUCCGCGACGGCAAAGCAGAUGGUGUAUCAGGUCAGAGAUGGUGACGAGAUCGAGCGCUUCGAGAUAUUGGCUCUGAACAGAAUGGUGCGGAUUAUGCUGACCGUCCUGAUCGCUUUGCCAAAGAUUGGAGUGGCUUUCAUUCUCAUGCUCAGCGGCUGCCGCUGGCUGGCCGCCACCCAGUCCUUUGGAGAUCUCAUCCUGAACGCACUGGCUCUGGAAUUUGUGAUCGGCAUUGACGAACUCAUGUUCGAGGCAUUCACGCCCGAGCAGACUCGUAGCUUCAUCGAGCAGACGAAGAUUGCAUACCCAAGGGAGGGCGAAGGGGGCAUCCAGAACGAAUCCAGUAUGUCGCUUCUCCUGAACACGCUGGGGAUCAUCCUGAACCUUGCGUGGUCGUACAUGUACUUGAACGACUGGCAGCAGGUCCUGCCGAAUUUCUCUCACGACAUUCGAGCCCACUGUCAAAGCAGGUUUGCCGAGAUGUACACGCUAAAGUGCCCCUUCAUGGGAGAUCCGGAUGAGUGCUUUCCGUUCGGCGAGUGA
Molecule: messenger RNA, 1068 nt
Organism: Symbiodinium sp. CCMP2592
Lineage: Eukaryota; Dinophyceae; Suessiales; Symbiodiniaceae
Source: the annotation of a GenBank genome assembly